This is a messenger RNA of Mirounga angustirostris (Northern elephant seal), 1374 nucleotides long. RefSeq names its product glycine receptor alpha 1 (gene GLRA1). Gene Ontology annotation, biological process: neuropeptide signaling pathway; synaptic transmission, glycinergic; regulation of membrane potential. The coding region runs from base 1 to 1374 and encodes 457 amino acids. The record is from RefSeq and is a predicted model, not a curated record. NCBI's taxonomy places the organism in Eukaryota, Metazoa, Chordata, Mammalia, Carnivora, Phocidae. The transcript is spliced from 9 exons. Gene Ontology annotation, cellular component: neuron projection; plasma membrane; postsynaptic membrane. Gene Ontology annotation, molecular function: transmitter-gated monoatomic ion channel activity involved in regulation of postsynaptic membrane potential; transmembrane signaling receptor activity; glycine binding.
AUGUACAGCUUCAAUACUCUUCGACUCUACCUUUGGGAGACCAUUGUAUUCUUCAGCCUUGCUGCUUCCAAGGAGGCUGAAGCCGCCCGCUCCGCGCCCAAGCCUAUGUCACCCUCGGAUUUCCUGGAUAAGCUAAUGGGGAGAACCUCUGGAUAUGACGCCAGGAUCAGGCCCAACUUUAAAGGUCCCCCGGUGAAUGUGAGCUGCAACAUUUUCAUCAACAGCUUCGGUUCCAUUGCUGAGACAACUAUGGACUAUAGGGUCAACAUCUUCCUGAGGCAGCAGUGGAACGACCCCCGGCUGGCCUACAAUGAAUACCCGGAUGACUCUCUGGACCUGGACCCAUCCAUGUUGGAUUCCAUCUGGAAGCCUGACCUGUUCUUCGCCAACGAGAAGGGGGCCCACUUCCACGAGAUCACCACUGACAACAAACUGCUGAGGAUCUCCCGGAAUGGAAAUGUCCUCUACAGCAUCAGAAUCACCCUAACACUGGCCUGCCCCAUGGACUUGAAGAAUUUCCCCAUGGAUGUCCAGACGUGUAUCAUGCAACUGGAAAGCUUUGGAUAUACCAUGAAUGACCUGAUCUUCGAGUGGCAGGAGCAGGGAGCUGUGCAGGUGGCAGAUGGACUAACUCUACCCCAGUUUAUCCUGAAAGAAGAGAAGGACUUGAGAUACUGCACAAAGCAUUACAACACAGGUAAAUUCACCUGCAUUGAGGCCCGGUUCCACCUGGAGCGACAGAUGGGCUACUACCUGAUCCAGAUGUACAUUCCCAGCCUACUCAUUGUCAUCCUCUCGUGGAUUUCCUUCUGGAUCAACAUGGAUGCUGCACCAGCCCGUGUGGGCCUGGGCAUCACCACUGUGCUCACCAUGACCACCCAGAGCUCUGGCUCCCGAGCAUCCCUGCCCAAGGUGUCCUACGUGAAAGCCAUUGACAUUUGGAUGGCAGUGUGCCUGCUCUUCGUGUUCUCAGCCCUGCUUGAGUAUGCCGCUGUCAACUUUGUGUCUCGGCAGCACAAAGAGCUGCUCCGAUUCAGGAGGAAGCGAAGACAUCACAAGAGCCCCAUGCUGAAUCUGUUCCAGGAGGAUGAGGCCGGAGAGGGCCGCUUCAACUUCUCUGCCUACGGGAUGGGCCCAGCCUGUCUGCAGGCCAAAGAUGGCAUCUCGGUCAAAGGCACCAACAACACCACCACCACCAACCCCCCUCCUGCACCAUCUAAGUCCCCGGAGGAGAUGCGAAAACUCUUCAUCCAGAGGGCCAAGAAAAUCGACAAAAUAUCCCGCAUUGGCUUCCCCAUGGCCUUCCUCAUCUUCAACAUGUUCUACUGGAUCAUCUAUAAGAUCGUCCGCAGGGAGGAUGUUCACAACCAGUGA